AUGCCAAGGCUUGAGCUCUCACCUACGCGUCGACGUAAUAAUGGGACCUUCAAUAUCCGUAAUAUCGAUUGGAAUGCUUUAAUCCAUCGGGCGAGAGGGAUGCCAAGGGAGAUGGUUCAUAGGUAUCAUAAGCUAGGGAGGAAGGGGAAGGCAACGAUAUGGUUUAUCACCUUCAUGCACUUUUUGAUGCUAGCUCUGGUGAUCAUCAUCACACCUACGAGGAUCGGGUUGUUCUUCAACAAUCUGGGAUUGAAGCUGAGAGAGAUGGGCUGGAAAGGCAUGGUCCUAUGUGGUCUGUUCUGCAUCCUCAGCUCCCACCCACCAUUAUUCGGAUUCAUGGGAUCAUUAACGUUGAUUGGAUUCACGUACGGUAUGAUGCCUGGAGCAAUCAUUGCAUUCGUAGCUUCAAUGAUGGGGUCUAUCAUCUCUUUCUUAUCUGUCAGAACAUUCUUCCUUGGUUAUCUCGGCAAGAACGAAAAAUGGGAAGCGUUCGGCAAUGUGAUGCGAGCAAAGGGAUUACCAUUGGUGAUUAUGAUCAGGUAUUGUCCUAUACCUUGGGCUAUAGGUAAUGGAUUGUUUGCGUCUAUUGAUAGUGUCAAAUUAUGGCAUUUCGCGUUGGCCAAUCUUCUUAUCCAACCACGUCUUAUGAUCCCAGUAUUUAUCGGUUCCCGUCUCACCUCCCUCACAUCCGAAACCAAAGACCCCUUGCAAUUCUGGUUGAACCUCCUCUCCAUCGGCUUGUCAUCGACUAUAUCAGUCGUGACGGGUAUAGUCAUCUAUCGAUUGACCUUGGAACAGAUGCGUAAGCUGAGAUCGACGGGUGAUGGUGAAUUGGCGGCGGAAUAUAUAGAGGAAGAUGCCCUCUUGGGAGAAUUGAGUGGUGGCUCGGAUGAUGAGGCCGAGAUGCUGACUAGACCAUCAAGUGAAAGGCGCACAAGUAGGGACAGGCUGAAAGUGGAUGAUUUGGAAAGAGGAGAAGGUGGAAAUGGGAGGCGAAGGAAGAGUGGGAGUGAAACUCCCGAAGAUAGGGGUUUAGUGUAG
Kwoniella botswanensis is the source of this 1041-nucleotide messenger RNA. RefSeq lists its product as uncharacterized. Lineage: Eukaryota; Fungi; Basidiomycota; Tremellomycetes; Tremellales; Cryptococcaceae. Gene Ontology annotation, biological process: vesicle-mediated transport; mitotic spindle elongation. Gene Ontology annotation, cellular component: Golgi membrane. The record is from RefSeq and is a predicted model, not a curated record. The transcript has 7 exons. Bases 1 to 1041 code for a protein of 346 amino acids.